AUGGCUGCAUCUUUCUUUAAUAAUAAAGCCCGCGCCGCAGCGGUUGCAGCAGCCGGCAGCUCCAAGUCCAAGGCAGGCGACAGCAAAGAAGACUCGACUCGACUCCAGCCAUGGGUUGAGAAAUAUCGCCCCAAGUCUUUGGACGAUGUUGCCGCGCAAGAACACACCACCAAAGUGCUGCAGCGCACCCUUCAAGCUUCAAAUCUUCCCCAUAUGCUGUUUUAUGGACCUCCUGGAACAGGAAAAACAUCUACUAUUCUUGCCCUCGCCAAAUCCCUCUUCGGACCCGCCCUCUACCGCUCCCGCAUCCUAGAACUGAACGCCUCCGACGAGCGUGGUAUCGGCAUUGUUCGUGAUAAAGUGAAGAACUUUGCCCGCGCCCAGCUCUCGCAGCCCACAGGUCUGGAUGCUGCAUACCGUGCGCAGUACCCAUGCCCGCCAUUCAAGAUUAUCAUCCUCGACGAGGCAGACAGUAUGACACAAGACGCGCAGUCCGCCCUGCGCCGCACAAUGGAGACAUACAGUCGAAUUACGCGUUUCUGCCUUGUCUGCAACUAUGUCACACGCAUUAUUGAACCGCUUGCCAGUCGAUGCAGCAAGUUCCGCUUCAAGAUGCUGGAUAACAGCGCUGCAGGCUCGCGCAUUGCGAACAUUGCCGAGCAGGAGGGCCUGGAACUUGAAGACGGUGUUGUUGAUACCCUGAUCCGUUGUGGUGAGGGUGACCUGCGUCGUGCUAUUACGUACUUGCAGAGUGCGGCGCGUCUCGUCGGUGCUUCGAACGGGCUAGCUAAGGAUGCUGAUGACGAUGCUGAAAUGACCGAUGCAGGCAGUAGCCGUGUUAUUACCAUUCGGAGCAUCGAAGAGAUCGCUGGUGUCGUGCCAGAAAGUAUUGUCGAAUCGCUCGUGCAGGCUAUGCAGCCUGCCAGUGGUGGAUCCGCAUAUGAAGCUGUCUCGAAGGUGAUUACGGAUAUUGUGGCGGAUGGCUGGAGUGCCACACAAAUUCUUGGUCAGCUAUACACACGCGUUGUCUUCAGCGAGGCUAUACCCGAUAUCCAGAAAAACAAAAUUGUGAUGCUCUUCUCGGAGAUGGACAAGCGGUUGGUUGAUGGGUCUGACGAGCAUCUCUCCAUGCUGGACUUGGCCCUGCGAGUCGCUGGCAUUCUACAGGGCAAUUAG
This is a messenger RNA of Penicillium salamii, 1176 nucleotides long. The record is from the annotation of a GenBank genome assembly. Lineage: Eukaryota; Fungi; Ascomycota; Eurotiomycetes; Eurotiales; Aspergillaceae.